Molecule: messenger RNA, 2516 nt
Organism: Cornus florida
Lineage: Eukaryota; Viridiplantae; Streptophyta; Magnoliopsida; Cornales; Cornaceae
Product: protein REVEILLE 1-like
Exons: 6
Coding region: 656-2170 (504 amino acids)
Molecular function (GO): DNA binding
Source: RefSeq, a predicted model, not a curated record
CUCUCUCUCUCUCUCUCUCUCUCUCUCUCUCUCUCAGCCUCUGUUCUUGUGAGUCCGAAGCUGCUUCUUCUCUCACUCUCUUCUGUUUUCAUUCCUUGUCUCUCUAGUUUCUCUAUCAACUUUCUCAGCAUCCGAACAGUCUGCCGCAACAUCACCGCUUCAGAUAUCUCUGUUCCUCGCAAAACCUUGCAAUUUCUUUCUUACUCUGCUAUUUCUGAGUCAAUUCAUACUCUGAAAGUUUUUCUCUGUAAAACCAAUUCCAUACCUUUCUUGUUCUCGGUGAAUUUUAGGCGAUUUUCUGCUAUAUUCUUCCUGAACUUUUUUUCAGGCUUCAAGUUGUUUCAAUUGUCUUUUCGAUCUGUGGAUCGAUUAAUUUUAGGGUUUCUGGAGGUGAAAACUGGAGAUUUGGUGGAUAUAAUGAAGAAAGAGUUCGGUGUUUCUUUGUUUUGUUUGGAUGGAGAGACGAGUUUGUGAUUGUGCUGAACUGUUUGGAAAAUCAAUUUGGAGCUUUGGAGAAAGAAGCAGCUCUAAUUUAUGAACAGUUUGUGUUAUAUUUAUUCUGGGGAACAGAGUGAAGAUAAAGCAGUUGUUGUUACUACGAAUUGAAGUUGUGUGCGCUAAAGGAGAAAGUGGGAUCGAAUUCAAACAGAAUAGGAUGGUUUCAGAAGCUAUGGCUAUAGAGGAUCAAAGUGGAGCUACCUGGUCAGACAUGGUUCUUCCUACAGGCAAUUGUAUUUCAUUGGAUGCUGGCCCCAAUUCCUUAACUGGCAUCCAGCUGAAGGAGCAGUUUCCUACUAGGGAUGACUAUGCUCCAAAGGUGAGAAAACCAUACACAAUUACAAAACAGAGAGAAAGGUGGACAGAAGAAGAGCAUAAGAAGUUCCUUGAAGCUUUAAAGCUGCAUGGUCGGGCUUGGCGAAGAAUAGAAGAGCAUGUGGGUACCAAAACUGCAGUUCAGAUUAGGAGCCAUGCUCAAAAAUUCUUUUCUAAGGUUUACUGCUGUUCCUCCAUGUCCAUUAUCUAUGAUUACAUCUCAAUGCUAUAUUUUGAAUUGGUUCGUGAGAGUAGCAACGAUGCAGUGAACUCCAUUGAAAUUCCUCCUCCUCGUCCAAAGAGGAAACCUAUGCACCCAUAUCCUCGUAAAUCGGUACCGCCUGUUAAAAUUGGAACCCUGUUUCCAGAUCAAGUAAGAAGUUCAGCAUCUCCAAAUUUGUCAAUUUCAGACCAAGAGAACCAGUCUCCAACUUCAGUAUUGUCUACAAUUGGUUCAGAUACACUGGGUACUACAGAAUCGAAUACCCCAAAUGGUAGUUUAUCACCAGUUUCGUCUGCUGCUGAUGUAAACCCCUAUGGCUUCUUACUCGAAACCAAUCGAUGUUCAGAAGAAAACGGAUCUCUUUUGCCAGUCCAAGUAGCUGCUAGUUCAGGCUCGGAUGAGGAAGUUCCCGUGAAGGUGGAAUUGCUUGACCAAGACAAUGAUUUUGUUAAAGAAGGUUCAGCUGAUGUAGCAUCUAUGCAGAGCCUGAAACUUUUUGGAAAGACUGUAUUAGUUACAGAUUCUUGCAGACCAUCUUCUCCAACCAUGGGAGCUUGCAAGUCAGCAUCUCCAGACACGAGUGAUGGGAGACCUGUGCAGACAUUGCCAUUAAGUUUAGUGAAUACGGAACUGGUACACGGUAACACUGAAUGUACAUGGAGUCCAAUGCAUGGAGCACCUGCAGCACUCUAUUACACGCAGUUUCCAAAUAAAAAUUCACAUCCACCAGAAGCUACUUGUGGUUCUCUGCCAUGGGCUUUUAGUGGAGGGACAUCAUUUUACUCCCUUCAACCACAGAAGCCAAUUCCAAUAAAACCACAUCCAUUCACUGAUAGUAGAGAAACCCAAAACUGUGCUAUUCAAAAGGAAGGAUUUUGGACUGGUUCGAACACUGGAUCAGCAAAUGCGGAGGAAGAUGGUAAUAAAAAUUGGAUGGUGGAGACCCAAAGUUGCCUAGAUUCUUUUGAAAGGGAGUUCCUGCGUAAACCAGCUGAGAAAGAGCCAAAAGCCAGUGCUGGCAGUUUCACGAGGGGCUUCGUGCCCUACAAGAGAUGUAUAGUGGAGAGAAAUGCCCAGUCGUCGAUGAUAAGUGGUGAAGAGAUGGAAGAGCAUAGAAUUCGCCUUUGCUUAUAGUGGUCUCAAUGGCAAAUUCUUGCAGUACUUUCUUUCGAUGACACAGAUUUUUGACAGGUUGUGGAGUUGAUACAGGUACAUAUAAUGGCAAUUGCGCUUUCAGCUGAUGAUACUACAAAGCUAGGGGAUUAAUGGUCGGGUUAAAUAACCCGUAUCUUCGGCUUUGCAAAAUCUCAUCUCCUCGUCUUUUUUUCUCUUCAACCCGUUUAGCUCUGCUGUUCUGACUUGGUUUGUAAUGCUUCAUAAGAAUUAUUUUUCUGCAUCUCAAGUAGAUCAAACUUUUACAUCCUUUUGUAAUUCUUUUCCUAAUUUCUAGACUGGAUUAUCAAUUUUUUUUUUUUUUUUU